Closterium sp. NIES-67 is the source of this 5114-nucleotide messenger RNA. NCBI's taxonomy places the organism in Eukaryota, Viridiplantae, Streptophyta, Zygnematophyceae, Desmidiales, Closteriaceae. The record is from the annotation of a GenBank genome assembly.
CUGACUUGCACUUUCUGAAAGACGGCCAUGGAUGGCAACAGCUCCUUCAUACGAGGUUAUUGAGUCAUCCCCUGAUGAGGAUGCGGCAUCUUGCGCCAACACAAAUUUGUUCGGGUUAGUUCCCGUAUUUACAUUUGCUACAGAGCUGGUAUUCCGUGGAUGAGGCGACAUUGAGCUUCGCGUAGGUUCUUUAGUAUUCGUCAACGCCAAACGCGCUCGGGGUCAGUUGACGAAAUGGCGUUUUUUCAAUCUGGUUACCCCGCUCUAGGACUCGAUCCUUCCGCUACCCAUGCCAUCACGACGUCAUGGUGGAAUCUGGACCACUCGUUGAACGCCUUGAUCGAGGGGAUCAACGGUCGGAUCAGCAGCGGAGCCUACAGCAACACCGAAGGCGAAGGAAGCAGCGAGAACGAGAACAGAAGCGGAGGAUUCGCGUGGAGCGCGGAAGGGCGGAGGCGCAGGCGCGUGCGAUUCUGGCGGACUGGCGCGAGGCGGAAGGAUCUCGGGGUGCUGUGCAGACACGGGAUGGGACCACUGACGGUUGAUUACGUCAGCGGAUGCCUGAAGAGGAGCUUCCAGGAAACCGCUCUGCCCCGCUUUCAGAGAGCAAUGGGGGAAGCAGCAAGUAGUGGAGAAGGAGGAGGAGGGAGAGCAGGAGGGAGUGCAGGAGGGAGUGCAGGAGGGGAAACAAAGAGGAAGGGUAAGAAACACAGGCAGAAGGAAGCUGACGGGAAGUUACUCGCAGCUCUGAACGAGCUCUGUGCGGUGAAGUAUGCUUUCACGCUUGUGCUUGCUGACGUGGCAGCUGAGGUGGCACGGUGCAACGCCAAGCGUGGAAUUGGGAACGUGUGGGGCGACCCGUGGGGUGAGGUAGUAGGGAGAGAGGAGGUUGAGGGGGAGGAAGAGGAGGGGGAGAGCGGGGAGGAGGAGGCAGAGAGAGAAGAGGCAGAGUGGGAAGAGGAGGGAUGUGAUGACGUGGCAGCAGUUGAAGAUUUGCGGGAGAGCUUACAGGCUAUGGUGGUGAAUGCAACGCCGACACAGCUGUAUGGGCUGUUGCAAGAAUUUCUGUCCUCUCGCUUCAAGGAGGUGUCUAAGUGCAUGCGUCCAUUCUAUAAGGAGGAUGAGGAUGAAGACGAGGAAGAAGAAGAGGAAGAGGAGGAAGAAGAGGAAGAGGAGGAAGAGGAGGAGGAGGAGGAGGAAGAGGAGGAGGAGGAAGAAGAGGAGGAAGAGGAGGAGGAGGAGGCACAUUCAAAUGAUCAAGCAGCAGCAUCUGUCACUCCUACAGCCGGCACUGCCACUGCCGGUCGAGAGAGGUACGAGCAUCUUCCAGGCUCCACUCCACCAUUUGGCACGGAGACUGAGAACCUACUGGGAAGUUUCCCUGGGUUUGGAGGUUUAGAGCCGUCAGGGCAGGGGAAGGGCACGCGGAGGAGGCUGGAAGAUGAGAUGACGGCGCUUGAGUCGAGCCAGGGACGAGCAGUGGGGGUUGGGGGAGAGAGAAUAGAUGGAGGUGGGGGAAGAGAGGGAGGCAGAGGGGAGGAGGGGGAGGGCUUGGCAGGCGAGGAGGAGCGGCAGAUCCUUGCAGCGGUGCUGGAUGGAGUCUUAGAUGUAGCAGCCGCGGAGAGCGCAGACAAGGAGGGGCUUAGGGAGGGAGAGUUUGGAGAGAAAGAGGGUUUAGGAGGAGAUGGGACCGAGGACGUGGGUCUGGAGGAGGGGGGGGCGUUUGGCGCAGGGGGGGGUGUGGGCGCGUCUGUGUGUUGGGUGGGGCGGUUGGAGGAGCGGGUGGGGCGUGCGUGGGUGCGGUGCGUGCAGGGAGUGAUGCGUACGCUUGGCUUUGCUAGUCUCUCGUUCGUGGCGCACUCGGUGAUGUGCGCCGUGCUGCUGGCCCAGGUCAAGGAGCACGUGCAUGCAUCGGCGGGGGACGCUUUCGACCGUCGGAUCCUCCCCCGCCUGCAUCGCUGGCUGCAGAUCACAGCCCUGCCCUUCGUUACUAUCACCACCUCCACUGUCACCACAAGGGGCGGUACCAGCAAGGGUGCCACCAGCCGCGCAUCAGAUCACAUCCUGGCCGCACGUCAAGAUCAGAUCCCAGCCACACAUCUGCGUCAGUGGAGCGGCUGGCUGCGCCACGUGGUGUGCAGGGAGCUGUGCCAGCUGCGCACGCGCCAGCUGUUUGACAUCAUCGUUGACUACCCCGACUCCGCCCCGGCUAUAGACGACCUUAAAGAGUGCCUUGAGUCCGACACCACUGGCUUCCCUGCCGGUUGGUCUGGUGCUGGUGUGGCGGGACCUGGCACUGCCGCUCUUGCUGCCGCUGCCCCUCCCCUGAUUGCUCUGGUUGGGACACAAAAGGUCGGAGGAGGGGAAUGGGGAGGGGGAGUAUGGGGGGCAGGGCUGGGGUGGGACGGUGGUGGGGAUGGGAGCGCGCAUGCGAGGCUGGUGGCCUCGUUCCGGGCGGCGCUGACCAAUCGGCUGCUGACAGCUGGCGCGUCGACGGCUGACAUCCUGCAGCAGUAUGUGUCGGCGAUCCGGGCUCUGAGGCGCGUUGACCCAUCGGGGGUGGUGCUGGAGGCAGUCAGUGAGCCGAUCAGGCAGUACUUGCGCGGGAGGAGGGACACCAUUCGCUGCAUCAUGACUCUGCUGACUCAGCACCCCUCAGCAGCGCCAGCUGGAGCCACCAGGGGCGCUGCUGACGUGGCGGAUGACGUGGCAGGGGAGGCAGGGGACCCGGGUGACCUGUCGCUGCUGGAGGAGCUGAGCCGGGCGGCGCAGGGGGGGGAGGGGGAGGCCGGGGGGGUGGGGAAGGGGAGGAAGAAGGGGGAGAGCUGGGGGAAGAUCUGGCUGCGGCUUUUGCUGCUGCUGAGCGUGGCCAACUGGCAGCCUGACCCUAUCGACGCUGACCCGUGGCGUUCCUCCAGCCAGUCGCAGCGCUCAAAGGACAUAGUGCGCGUGCUGGUGGGCGUGUACGGGUCUCGGGAGGUGCUGGUGGGGGAGUACCGCGGCAUGCUGGCGGAGCGGCUCAUAGGGCGCGCUGGAUAUGACACGGACCGCGACGUGCGCACACUGGAGCUGCUGAAGCUCCGUUUCGGCGAGUCCAACCUGCACGCGUGUGAGGUGAUGUUAAGAGACAUGGCGGACUCAAAGCGCAUCAACGGCAACGUGAAGCAGGCGAUCAAAGUGGCGAGGGAGAAGGAAGCUCAGCUCGCGGCUGAGGCCGCUGCCUUUGAAGCCCGUGCGAAGGUGUACAUGAGGAGACGAGGCGUAGUCACUGGGCCGGGGGGUGGAGCAGCAGUAGUGCAGAGAGGGGGAAGGGGUGGCGAGGGAGGUGUAUCCGGGUCAGGUGUUCCUGGUUCAGGUGUAUCUAGGCCGGGUUCAUCUGGCUCGGGCUCGUCCGGUUGGUCGCAGGCCCACACACCUGAGCACCUGGUGGUCAGGGGCUUGGCACCGCUCUCCACCCCUCCGGACCGAGCUACAGGGGGGCCGGCCGGGGGGGGAGGGGGAGGAGGAGUAGGGGAAGGGGGAGGAGGAGUGCUGGGGGGAGCGCAGUGGUUCACUCCAGAUUCGUACGCUUCUCCCCCACCCGCUGCUGCACCUCAAGCGCCAACCGGUAAUGGGAGGGGGGGGGGGGACGGGAAGAGAUUUUUCUGGAGCCGCUGCCCCUGCCCCCCGUGCAGCCCGGCCGAAUCUUUUGUCCCGCUGGGCUCGUCUGCGACCGGACCUGCGGGCGACACCGUUGUUUUCAGGAGAACGUUCCGCAGAUCGCGGGCAGCCCGGAAAUUCUGGCCGGACUCCGGGCCAAUCAGGAGGCGGCAGCUCAGCAGUGGGUGGAAACAGGAGUGGUGGGAGAGUUGCUCAGGGGGGCUUUUGGGACAUGAUGGAUGCCUUGGGGGGGGAUGGGGGGGGGAUGAGAACGCAGAGAGAAGGGGAGGUGGGGAGGAGGAGGGUGAGGUGGAAGGAGUGGAGGAAGAGGAGGAGCGGAAGGGCGAGGAGAAGGAGCAGUUGCUAACGCCUGAGAACCUAGACGCCACAAUAGUGUCGGCUCUCUUUUGGCCGACUUUCCAAGAGGAGUCGGUGCGGUUACCAGAGCCAGUAACCAAGUUGAUGGACGACUACGCAGCGAAUUACGCCACGCUGAAAGCGCCUCGCAAGCUACAGUGGAAGGCGAACCUCGGGUGCGUUACACUCGAGCUGGAGUUUGGCAAUGGCCGUAACACGCAGCAGUACACUGUAACACCUGUCCAAGCCGCCAUCAUCCUCAAAUUCCAAACUUCUGGAGGAGGGCAAAAAAGUGGGGAAAACGCGGCUGAGGGUGCAGAAAACGGAGAGGGUAAUACGGAGGAUGAGGCGAGACCGCAGUGGGCGGCAUCUGAGCUGGCAGCAGCGGUGGGCCUCCCAGUGCCGGUGCUGCGUCGGCGAAUCACGUUCUGGGUGAACCAAGGCGUGAUUGUCGAAUCGAUCGCCACCAAUCGCUCCCCUCCUGAGCCUCUCUUCACGGUGGUAGACCACCAGGUAGACCCCACUGCUGCUGCUGCUCGGGCUGGGGAUGGAGAUGGUGACACCGAUGCCGAUGCUGCUGCUGCUGAGGGGGGUGGUGCUGGGUUGGGUGCGGUGCGAGGCGACGGUGGGGAGGCGGAGGAGAUGGUAGCCGGAGGAGGGUUACUGAUGGAGGACGAGGAGGAGGAGGGUGGCGGCAUGGUGGCGUCGCUGGAGGCGCAGAGGAGGCAGGAGAGCGCGGUGCACGAGUCGUUUAUCACAGGCAUGCUCACCACCUUCGACGGCCUCCCUAUAGAGCGCAUCCACAACAUGUUAAAGAUGUUUGUGUCUGAUCCGCCGUACGACCGCUCGCUGCCUCAGUUGCACGCAUUUUUGGGGGUGCUGGUGGCACAGGAGAAGCUGGAGCUGAGGGAUGGGCUGUACCGAAAGAAGAAGUGAAAGUAGUGUGCUGUGUGUACUUCCGGUGGCCUCAAGAGGCACCGCAUGGAGACAGGCGCACGCUGCAGUAGCGACCGGUGUUCCUGGAGCAUCCAGGUUCCGGUCAGUUAGUGUGUCUUGCAUUGGACUGCCACAGAGCUUGUGAAUUACCGGUUGCAGUGCAGCAUGUGUGCACAAUCUAC